Messenger RNA from Terrapene triunguis (Three-toed box turtle), 603 nucleotides. It is a transcript of the gene RXYLT1, whose product is annotated as ribitol xylosyltransferase 1. NCBI's taxonomy places the organism in Eukaryota, Metazoa, Chordata, Testudines, Emydidae. The transcript has 4 exons. Gene Ontology annotation, biological process: protein O-linked glycosylation via mannose. Bases 55 to 603 code for a protein of 182 amino acids. Gene Ontology annotation, cellular component: Golgi apparatus. Gene Ontology annotation, molecular function: ribitol beta-1,4-xylosyltransferase activity. The record is from RefSeq and is a predicted model, not a curated record.
GACCGGAGGCGGGCCCGGGCCAGCCCCGGCGCGCGGCCUGCAGGCUGCGGCAGGAUGCGGGCCACGCGGAAGCGGCUCUGCUCCGCGCUGCUGGCCGCCUACCUGCUCUUCUCCCUCUACGCCGCCUACAGCGUCUUCCUGCGGCCGCGGCGGUCGUCCGCCUCCCGGGGCGGCCCCCGGCAGCCGCGGCUCGGCAGAGAACGCUCAUCUUUGGGAAAUGAAGAAUGGAAUCCUUGGGAAGGAGAUGAAAAAAAUGAGCAGAUUGCUUCACAGCAGAGAUAUGAAACUAAUCUUCAAAUGUUAAAAAAUAUGAAAUCCCAACAAGAACAAACAGACCUUAAAGUGCAGAUCUGGGGUAAAGCAGCCAUUGGUCUUUACCUCUGGCAACAUAUUCUUGAAGGUCUGCUUGAACCUGCUGAUGUGACUGCUCAGUGGAGAGAAGGAAGCAUAAAGGGAGGAAAAACACAUUUCAGCAUGUAUCAACACCACCAGCAAGAAGACCAGGAGGAAUUUCACACAGAUAAAGUAUCCAAUCAGUAUCAGGUUCUCAGCAUGGAAACCACAGAAAACAUCUCUGAAGAUCCAGUUGGUGGAAUGGAAUAG